AUGCGCCCGGUGAGGACACGCCCCCCGCGAGGACACGCCCCGGUGGAGGACACGCCCCCGCGAGGACACGCCCCCCGUGAGGACACGCCCAGGCAGACGAGCAGUGCUUCCCAGGUGCAGGGGCCCUACCACCUGGACCUGGGUUGUGGAGUCCUCACUGUGACCUCCUUGGAGCCGCCAUCUCCCCCGGCCACAGCUGGUCCAGCAGCCAGAGUGUGUCCUUAUGUCCUGGGCCAAGAAUGGCCAGCACCCUGCACCUUCAUCUGGGUCCCGAGACCUGGGGGUGCCGCGUCCGCUCACAGAGCAGGAGGCGUCCACUGGGGAAACCUGCCAGGUCAUCCUGAAGAGUUCUUGACAAGUCCAAGGUCCCGAGGAGACUUAAUUAAACCUGUGAAAAUGGCGGGGCCACCCCGGGGAUGGGGACCGGUCCAGCAGCUGGCAGCCACUCGGGUGCAGACAUGCCUCAACUUGCCCGUCCCAAGCCUGCGCACACCUCGCCUGCCGGUCCUGUCCUUGGACCCAAGCCCGUUUCCUCCUCACAGCCCCGUGCCACCCCCACCCUCGCUGAGCCGCUGA
Molecule: messenger RNA, 576 nt
Organism: Rangifer tarandus platyrhynchus (Svalbard reindeer)
Lineage: Eukaryota; Metazoa; Chordata; Mammalia; Artiodactyla; Cervidae
Source: the annotation of a GenBank genome assembly